GCCUGGCCAGCUGCGGAUUUAUAAAAGCAGUCGCUUAGCAACUUGCAGCGGCUACAUCAACUUUGGACCAAUUCGCAAACUGCUGGUGUAAAGCGUUUCUGCGCAUGUGCUGUCGCCUUGCGGGCAAAGGAGCCUUUUUCUUCGACGAUUUCCGGGCGAGGCAGGAAGUGGUUCCAGGGCGCACGCGCGUUGUUUCCGUGGUAGUCAGGGCAGUUUCUACCGCAGGCUUAAGGAGGCUUUGGGCUUCUGGGAUUUCUGUCCGCGCUCCUCGCCCUAGUCCUCCCCGCCAGAGCAGGUUCGCAAACUCCUCAGACCCUCCUGCUCCCGGCCGCCGCUUUCCGCCGGGGCGAGACCCCCAGAGCAGGAAAAUGAAGCCUGGUGAGAUUAGAGUCCCAACUCCUGAGUGGCAAGAGGCCCUGACCAAACCCUGGUGGGGCUAUUAGAUUAUGAUAUCCAGGAGAAAACCCGGCGUGGGAGAGGUUCUUGCUGGGGUCAAAAUGAGCCUGUUUGGAACAACCUCAGGUUUUGGAACCAGUGGGACCAGCAUGUUUGGCAGUGCAACCACAGACAAUCACAAUCCUAUGAAGGAUAUUGAAGUAACAUCAUCUCCUGAUGAUAGCAUUGGUUGUCUAUCUUUUAGCCCACCAACCUUGCCGGGGAACUUUCUUAUUGCAGGAUCAUGGGCUAAUGAUGUUCGCUGCUGGGAAGUUCAAGACAGUGGACAGACCAUUCCAAAAGCCCAGCAGAUGCACACUGGGCCUGUGCUCGAUGUUUGCUGGAGUGACGAUGGGAGCAAAGUAUUUACGGCAUCGUGUGAUAAAACUGCCAAAAUGUGGGACCUCAGCAGUAACCAAGCGAUACAGAUCGCACAGCAUGAUGCUCCUGUUAAAACCAUCCAUUGGAUCAAAGCUCCAAACUACAGCUGUGUGAUGACUGGGAGCUGGGAUAAGACUUUAAAGUUUUGGGAUACUCGAUCGUCAAAUCCUAUGAUGGUUUUGCAACUCCCUGAAAGGUGUUACUGUGCAGACGUGAUAUACCCCAUGGCUGUGGUGGCAACUGCAGAGAGGGGCCUGAUUGUCUAUCAACUAGAGAAUCAACCUUCUGAAUUCAGGAGAAUAGAAUCUCCACUGAAACAUCAGCAUCGGUGUGUGGCUAUUUUUAAAGACAAACAGAACAAGCCUACUGGUUUUGCCCUGGGAAGUAUCGAGGGGAGAGUUGCUAUUCACUAUAUCAACCCCCCAAACCCCGCCAAAGAUAACUUCACGUUUAAAUGUCAUCGAUCCAAUGGAACCAACACUUCAGCUCCUCAGGACAUUUAUGCGGUAAAUGGAAUCGCUUUCCAUCCUGUUCAUGGCACCCUUGCAACUGUGGGAUCUGAUGGUAGAUUCAGCUUCUGGGACAAAGAUGCCAGAACAAAACUGAAAACUUCGGAACAGUUAGAUCAGCCCAUCUCAGCUUGCUGUUUCAAUCACAAUGGAAAUAUAUUUGCAUACGCUUCCAGCUACGACUGGUCAAAGGGACAUGAAUUUUAUAAUCCCCAGAAAAAAAAUUACAUUUUCCUGCGUAAUGCAGCCGAAGAGCUAAAGCCCAGGAAUAAGAAGUAGUGGCUGGGGACUCUGGCUCGGCCAGAGUUGUUCCUCUCCACUCUGCCUCAUCUCUGUACGAAUUUGGGUCCCAGCCUUGUUGGGUUGUCAGCCAUGGACAUGGAUGUCAACCCCUGGAGAAAACGAUGUCAUUGUUCAGCAGCCGAGAGCCCAGACGUCCCCGGCGACUUGCCGUCUCUCCAUUCCACUGCCUGUUGCAGAGUGUUUCUGUAACUAAGGGGAUUGAAGUUAUUGUAGACGUUAGAUUGCGGGCACCGCCAGGGAUUUUGCAGUGCUUCAGUGUACGUGCUAGAGAAUAUUGGAAAAGUGUCUGUGAGCCCCGUGCUGUAUUUUGUAAUAAAGUCUUUUGCAGAUUGCU
Messenger RNA from Symphalangus syndactylus (siamang), 1962 nucleotides. It is a transcript of the gene RAE1, whose product is annotated as ribonucleic acid export 1. Lineage: Eukaryota; Metazoa; Chordata; Mammalia; Primates; Hylobatidae. Gene Ontology annotation, molecular function: protein binding. The record is from RefSeq and is a predicted model, not a curated record.